AUGAUUCACUCCCUUCUCAGACGCCCGGCGACGUACCCGAGUUUUGCAUCAUCCUCUACUUCAGACCAAAGCGAAGACACACCAACCCGACCCAACAAACACGAAUUGGAUGCGAGGCCUGGUGAAACACGAUCGCCAUAUGCACUAUUACCCUACAUUAUCAACAUUUUGUUGGCAGUAGGACUGACAGUUCUUGUUGGAUUUGUCUUCCGUCCCUUUCCACCGCAUGGUCCUAAGAUGAAGACAUUGAGCUGCGGAUCUAACCCAGCUGAGGCGCGCACGAACGGCUGCACAUACGAUGUGCUAGGGAAUAUCUGGGUUCCUACUCCCUGUCUGGACACGGAAAAUCUCGCCGACUUCAAGCGCAUGGCUCCCUGGCUGGCAUAUGACUCUGCCAACGCUACUCGUCAGCUCACAGAGGAGGAGAUGUCGGAAUACCUCAUACCAGAUGGAUAUUGGACACCAGUGCGGGAGCACAUGAUUCAUUGUGCUCUGAUGUGGAGAAGAUUGCAUGAAGGGUUUGAGAAGAACGGAAGGUUAUUGGAUAAGCAUGUUAUCCAAAUGCAUCAUACUGAGCAUUGCAGCCAAACUUUGAUGGAGCAUCUUGAUAUGCCUACUUCCUUCCUCGACGAGAUACGUACUCGAACAGAAGCCGGGUAUUCCAGUUGUCAGGUUCCUGCUUGA
Molecule: messenger RNA, 684 nt
Organism: Alternaria arborescens
Lineage: Eukaryota; Fungi; Ascomycota; Dothideomycetes; Pleosporales; Pleosporaceae
Exons: 1
Coding region: 1-684 (227 amino acids)
Source: RefSeq, a predicted model, not a curated record